AUGCCUCCCAAGGCCAAGAAGGACGCCGCGCCUGCUGAGCGCCCCAUCCUUGGACGCUUCUCCUCCCACCUCAAGAUCGGGAUCGUUGGGUUGCCAAAUGUUGGGAAAUCAACUUUUUUCAACAUAGUAACAAAGUUGGCAAUCCCAGCCGAGAAUUUCCCUUUCUGUACCAUCGAACCAAAUGAGGCGCGUGUGAAUGUUCCAGAUGAACGGUUUGAUUGGCUUUGCAAACUUUACAAGCCAAAGAGUGAGGUGCCUGCGUAUCUGGAAGUAACUGACAUAGCUGGGCUUAUUAGAGGCGCUCACGCUGGGGAUGGCCUGGGCAAUGCAUUCCUCUCGCAUAUACGUGCUGUUGAUGGAAUCUUUCAUGUCCUAAGAGCAUUUGAAGACGCAGAAAUUACGCAUGUUGAUGAUACAGUAGAUCCUGUUAGAGACAUGGAAACUAUUAGUGAAGAGCUCAGACUAAAGGAUAUAGAGUUCAUGAAAAACAGACUUGAGGACCUUGAAAAGUCAAUGAAGAGGAGCAAUGAUAAGCAGCUCAAAAUUGAGCAUGAAUUAUGUGAGAGGGUCAUAGCCCAUCUUGAGGAAGGGAAAGAUGUCCGUUUAGGAGAUUGGAAAGCUGCUGACAUUGAGAUCUUGAAUACAUUCCAGCUACUUUCAGCUAAGCCAGUUGUCUAUUUGGUGAAUAUGAGUGAGAAGGACUUCCAGAGAAAAAAGAACAAGUUUCUACCCAAGAUACAUGCUUGGGUGCAGGAACAUGGUGGUGAAACCAUACUUCCUUUCAGCUGUGCUUUUGAACAGAAACUAGUGGAUAUGCCAGAAGAUGAAGCUGCCAAAUAUUGUGCCGAAAACCAGAUAACAAGCAUGAUCCCAAAAAUUAUCAAGACUGGUUUUGCAGCAAUUCAUCUGAUAUACUUUUUCACUGCUGGUCCUGAUGAGGUAAAGUGUUGGCAGAUCAGACGUCAGACUAAGGCUCCUCAAGCCGCUGGUGCAAUUCACACUGAUUUUGAAAGGGGCUUCAUAUGCGCUGAGGUAAUGAAGUUUGAAGAUCUGAAAGAACUGGGCAGUGAAUCUGCUGUUAAGGCUGCUGGAAAAUACAAGCAGGAGGGGAAAACCUAUGUGGUUCAGGACGGGGACGUCAUCUUUUUCAAAUUCAACGUGUCUGGUGGCGGGAAGAAGUGA
Messenger RNA from Miscanthus lutarioriparius, 1182 nucleotides. NCBI's taxonomy places the organism in Eukaryota, Viridiplantae, Streptophyta, Magnoliopsida, Poales, Poaceae. The record is from the annotation of a GenBank genome assembly.